Trichomycterus rosablanca is the source of this 2290-nucleotide messenger RNA. It is a transcript of the gene gad1b, whose product is annotated as glutamate decarboxylase 1b. Lineage: Eukaryota; Metazoa; Chordata; Actinopteri; Siluriformes; Trichomycteridae. The record is from RefSeq and is a predicted model, not a curated record. The coding region runs from base 315 to 2090 and encodes 591 amino acids. Gene Ontology annotation, cellular component: presynaptic active zone; cytoplasm. Gene Ontology annotation, molecular function: pyridoxal phosphate binding; glutamate decarboxylase activity. Gene Ontology annotation, biological process: GABA biosynthetic process. The transcript is spliced from 17 exons.
AGCCCGCAGCACAGAGUGCAUGUUGCUCACCCCGCUGCACAUUUUGGGGUGACUCACGCGUAAAUGCGCGCGCAGGCGUGCGCGUGAAUCGGAUAAAUUGAGACGAUUCAGGCUUGGAAAGUGGAAAUCAGAACUGGAACACACUGGCUGACUGGCUGGCUGCUGGGGGUUCGUCCUGUGGAGCAUUCUGAUCUGAGAAUUAGCUGAUUUGAAGCUGCAGUAUAUUCACACACUUCGGUAUUUGUGCUUCACACAGAGCUGGAACUAAGUGUCUGAAACACACCUGUAACCGUGGGUGAACAUCUGAUCAUCUGAUGAUGAUGGAGGCUUCGGCUUCAUCCUCCUCCGCCGCCGCCGAGGAUCAGAGCUCAUCUAAUCUCCGACCUCCAGCUUCCUCAGGUGAUGGGUGGUAUGGGGUUGCACACGGUUGUACACGAAAACUGGGCAUGAAGAUCUGUGGAUUUCUGCAGAAGAACAACAGCCUGGAUGAGAAAGGAAGAUUGAUGGGUUCAUUCAGAGAGAAAGAACAAAGCCAUAACCAAGAGAACCGGGAUAAAGAAGCAUGCUUCACCCGCAACGAGACCGACUUCUCCAACCUGUUUGCCCGUGAUUUGCUUCCUGCUAAAAAUGGAGAAGAACCGACGAUGCAGUUUCUCCUGGAGGUGGUAGAAAUCCUCACCAACUAUGUUCGCAAGACAUUUGACAGAUCCACCAAAGUUCUGGACUUUCACCACCCUCACCAGCUGCUAGAGGGGAUCGAGGGAUUUAACCUGGAGCUGUGCGACCAACCUGAGUCGCUCGAGCAGAUCCUGGUGGAUUGUAGAGACACGCUGAAGUACGGAGUCCGUACAGGUCAUCCCAGAUUUUUUAACCAGCUCUCCACUGGUCUGGAUAUUAUUGGUUUGGCUGGUGAAUGGUUAACGUCCACUGCAAACACCAACAUGUUCACCUAUGAGAUCGCUCCGGUGUUUGUGCUGAUGGAGCAGCUCACACUGAAGAAAAUGAGAGAGAUUAUUGGAUGGCCUAAUGGAGAAGGAGACGGUCUUUUCUCACCUGGUGGCGCUAUAUCGAACAUGUACAGUGUAAUGAUCGCCCGCUAUAAAUAUUUCCCCGAGGUUAAAACCAAAGGCAUGUCAGCUGCACCACGCCUGAUCCUCUUCACAUCAGAACUUAGCCACUACUCAAUCGCCAAAGCUGGAGCAGCUCUGGGUUUCGGGAAAGAAAACGUCAUCCUGCUCAGCACAGACGAACGUGGUCGCGUUAUACCUGCAGAUCUGGAGGCCAAAGUCAUCAGCGUCAAGCAAAAGGGUUACGUUCCACUCUUUGUGAAUGCAACAGCGGGUACCACAGUGUAUGGUGCGUACGAUCCCAUCAGCGAAAUCGCUGACAUCUGCGAGAAAUACAACAUCUGGCUACACGUAGACGGUGCUUGGGGUGGAAGUCUGCUGAUGUCUAAAAAACAUCGUCACAAGCUGAAAGGUGUUGAGAGAGCAAACUCAAUGACAUGGAACCCACACAAGAUGAUGGGUGUGCCACUGCAGUGCUCGGCUAUCCUGGUUAGAGAGAAGGGCAUUCUGCAGGGCUGUAACUCCAUGUGCGCUGGGUACCUGUUCCAGCCCGAUAAACAGUACGAUGUGACGUAUGACACAGGAGAUAAAGCUAUUCAGUGUGGCAGACAUGUGGACAUCUUCAAAUUCUGGCUCAUGUGGAAGGCCAAGGGGACGGUUGGAUUUGAGCAGCAUGUUGACCAGUGUCUAGAAAUUUCAGAAUAUCUGUACAACAAAAUCAAGAACCGCGAGGGUUUUGAGAUGGUCUUUCAGGGAGAGCCGCAACACACCAACGUAUGUUUCUGGUACAUUCCACCAAGUAUGAGGAACAUGCCAGACGGAGAAGAGCGAAGAGAACGUCUCCACAAGGUGGCGCCGAAGAUCAAAGCCAUGAUGAUGGAGUGUGGUACAACUAUGGUGGGCUACCAGCCUCAGGGCAACAAAGUCAACUUCUUCCGCAUGGUCAUUUCUAAUCACGCCGCCACCAAGUCAGACAUCGACUUUCUCAUCGAUGAGAUCGAGAGGCUCGGCCAUGAUCUUUGAGAACGCAGCACUCAGCGCCGGCUACUGGAGCGCGCCGGUACUGCAGAAGCAACUUUCACCCUGUGGUUUGUACAUGGUAUAUAGUUGAAAUGUAGUUGUAGUGGAGAACGUUCCGUCCUAUUGGUAGUCUAGUUAGGUAGUAGUGACACAUGUUGUAAUUCAGACUAGAUUUGUAAUCUUCAAGAUGUUUCUCCACUUGA